UGCUCUGUACUAUAUUUCCCGAGCGGACCUUCUUCCGGCAAGAUCUCUAGCUCUUUUUGGAGGCGAACCCGGGGGGGUAAACAUGACGAAACUACGCUUGCAAAAGCGAUUGGUGAAGGCAGUGUUGAAGUGUGGAAAGAAGAGGGUGUGGUUUGACCCUACUGAAACUAAUGACAUUGCCAAUGCAAACUCACGUCAGAACAUCAGGAAGCUGGUGAAGGACGGUCUGGUGGUGAAGCGCCCCAUUGCCGUACACUCCCGCUCCCGCGUCCGCCGCUACCAGGAGGCCAAGGCCAAGGGCAGGCACUGCGGAUAUGGCAAGAGGAAAGGUACCGCCAAUGCCCGCAUGCCCCAGAAGGUGCUGUGGAUGAGACGCAUGCGAGUUCUCCGCAGAAUGCUCAAGAGGUAUCGCGAGAGCAAGAAGAUCGACAGCCACAUGUACCACGAGCUGUACCAGAAGGCAAAGGGUAACGUCUUCAAGAACAAGCGGACUCUGAUGGAGUACAUCCACAAGAAGAAGGCCGAGGUGUCUCGCGCCAAGAUGCUGGCUGACCAGGCCGACGCCAAGCGCAUCCGCGUGAGGGAGGCGCGCAAGCGGCGCGAGGAGCGCAAGGCCCAGAAGAAGGUCGACAUCGUGCCCGAGGAGGAGAAGGAGGCCACGCCCGCGCCCGCCGCGCCCGCGCCCAAGAAGUGAAGUGCUCCACCCCACUGACUUGUUUUGCGCGUAUAAUAUACCACAGCGGACGGGA
Molecule: messenger RNA, 749 nt
Organism: Pollicipes pollicipes
Lineage: Eukaryota; Metazoa; Arthropoda; Thecostraca; Pollicipedomorpha; Pollicipedidae
Gene: RpL19
Product: ribosomal protein L19
Exons: 5
Coding region: 83-694 (203 amino acids)
Biological process (GO): translation
Cellular component (GO): ribosome; cytosolic large ribosomal subunit
Molecular function (GO): RNA binding; structural constituent of ribosome
Source: RefSeq, a predicted model, not a curated record